UCGCCGGUGGCCGCGCGCGCGCACGCGACGGAGCCACCGAGCGAAGCGUCAUCCGCGACGCCUGCACGCCGAGGAGAUUACGCACAGCGCUGUCGUGGGUUAACACACGCGCGCGCGCACACAGCAGCCAGCAGUAAUAGCAGCAGCAGCAGCAGAGACCGCAAAUAUACAAGCACGAUCUUACAGUAAACCCAGCAUCAGCGUCAUCUCGUCAUCACUCGCGACGAGGCUGAUCUUCGCUUGCAGGAUGGCCGACUCGGACAGCAAUGGCGGAGGAGGCUGCAUCGAGGCGACGGGCUCGAGCCCCACGCCCCCCAAGGCGCCGUGCCCCCUGCUCAAGAAGAACAGCCAGACGGACCUGCUGAGCCGCCUCAAGACACGCAAGGUGUUGGGCGUCGGCGGCGAGGAUGACGAGGGAGAGGCACACCGCUCCAAGAUAAGCCAGGUGUUGGGGAACGAGUCAAAGUUUGGCCUACGGGAACCUCUGGGGCUCAGGUUGUGGCAACUCGUGUCGGCCACGAUGUUCACAGUCAUCGCGGGCAUGGCGCUGGUAAUUCCGGACAAGCUUUACGAGGUGCUGUUCGAGGAAAGGAGCACUCAGGGCUCUCUGUCCAUGAGGCUGUACGGAGGAACUUUGCUGUGCAUCUCGCUGGUGCUGUGGAACGCCUUCUACACGGCAGACAAGGCCAUCAUCCGAUGGAGCCUGGCCCUGCAGGCUUCUUACUUCAUCGUGCAGAUGGGAGUGACGGUGUUUGCCGUGUGGGAGCGGGGCACCGCUCCGGAAAACCUGGCCCUGCUGCUGAGCUCGCGCGCCCUCUUCACGCUCGUCGCCUGCUUCUACCACCGCAGCGUUGGGAGGCGCACCAAGAAGCAGCACUAGGGGCGGGCGGCUCCUGGGGGCGAGCGAGCGAGCGCGCGCGCGCACGGACCCGCGACUGGCGAUGCACGCGUAUGACGGCGUAACACGCGCACGCACGAACACACGGACCACGCACGCAGCCAGCAGCAGCAGCAGCAUCACGCGAGCUUCAUGCCCCCCCUCCCCCAGCCCCCCACCCC
Messenger RNA from Lethenteron reissneri (Far Eastern brook lamprey), 1059 nucleotides. RefSeq names its product tumor protein p53-inducible protein 11-like. Lineage: Eukaryota; Metazoa; Chordata; Hyperoartia; Petromyzontiformes; Petromyzontidae. The record is from RefSeq and is a predicted model, not a curated record.